CACCAUGCUACCUCGCGUCGUAAGCUUUCUUUUACCCUUGCCCACCAUUCAGUUGCUCACCCACAACGCACUUGUGAUAACUUUUAGAGCAAGAGCACCCUACCUCUCUCAAAGUAGGCUCGCUCGAUAAUACUCCAGACUUCUCACCACGCAACAUGCCCUCACUCUACUUGGACCAGCUCAACAUUACCGAAUCAAGGGUUCGCAGCACCGUCUCGCCCGAGCCGCAGGUGGCAUCUCCUACCGUGCAUUCGGCCACAGAAAAACCUCGAACCGCAAGACGCACUCGACAGCGUAGUAAAGAGCAACCGUCUCCAAGUUUGCCUUCUGUUAUCAAGCAACUACCAGGCCGACCGUUGCAUAAUCAGACGCUUAAGCAAGACCCUCCUCCCAAACGCGCUCUUCGUACAUCCGAAGAUCAAGAAAAGGAGUAUUGGCGCCGACAACGACGCAUAUUUGUUCGAAGUCGAUGUAUUACUCGUCAAGAAGCGCUCGACCUCGUCCAGUCGGUGUAUCGUCGUUCCACCAUUUCCGACCAUGAUCCCUUGAUUCUCCGGUGUCAAUCCAACAUGUCCAGUUUUCGAUCAAAGUGGCGCACCAUAAUUAAACAGAUGAUCAACAGCCGCGAAUGGCUAGCCUUGCGCCGAAAACCUUCCUCUAUUGCAAGUAAAAUCGAUCGAUCUGUAUUGGAAACCAUCUGGGGUCCGUGGAUAUGUGCACCUUACGUGAAAAAGGAGGCUUUCUACAAAAACACCAAAGCAGUCAAGGUAUUGACCGAGGCAACUGCAAAAGCCAUCGAGAUCGCGCUACGAUAUCACGGAGCAACGAACGAGUUGAACUUUCGAAAAGAAAUGGAUAGUCUGGAUCCUAUUACACGCAACCUGCCGCUUCCAGAUCCACUGCUUUAAUUAUUUCCACUUGCCGUGAUGUACGCUUUGUUUAUUGAAGAAAGAAGGCCAUGGGUGUCAUGACAAAUCUUUUUUGCAUUGAUCCAUGUCGCCAAUACUGUAGAUACUCGUGACACUUUUCCACAGAAUUGUACAUACAUAUUAUCCAACCUCAUGAUACGUAAUCAUUCUCGAUUUUACAUACACCCGAUAUUCUGUCACAUGUCUGGAACCAUGUC
Radiomyces spectabilis is the source of this 1126-nucleotide messenger RNA. RefSeq lists its product as uncharacterized. The transcript is spliced from 2 exons. Lineage: Eukaryota; Fungi; Mucoromycota; Mucoromycetes; Mucorales; Radiomycetaceae. The coding region runs from base 156 to 908 and encodes 250 amino acids. The record is from RefSeq and is a predicted model, not a curated record.